Stylonychia lemnae is the source of this 390-nucleotide messenger RNA. NCBI's taxonomy places the organism in Eukaryota, Ciliophora, Spirotrichea, Sporadotrichida, Oxytrichidae. The record is from the annotation of a GenBank genome assembly.
AUGUUGUUAAGAUUGGUGAUUUUGGUCUUGCUAAAUUUAUGCAGUAAACGCAUCUUAGUAGUCAAAGCCAGAUAAAUAAAAAUGAUUGACUGCAAAAAAUGCUUUGAAAAUGCUCAAAAGUUAAGAUAAGCCAUAAAGCCUCCUGCUAAGAGGCAAAAUUUUAUUUAAAAUCAAUAAGUCGCUGAAGAAACCUUUGAUAUCAAAUUUUAAGGUCAAUCUGGCUACACAAUUCUUGCCUAAGAGAAUAAAGUUAAGUUAAGAGCAGAAAAAAUAAUAAGUAAUUAUAAUGGUAAAUCUGGUUCAAUCAAAAUAGAGCUUUGUGCUGUACCCGUUUAAAUUUAAAAAUCCAAUGAUUGGUACAAAAAAGCAUUUGGAUUUGUAAUAGGAUGA